AUGUUUGCUAUACAUCAAAGAUUCUUCAGUUUACUUUUUGCAGUAAGUGUUUUAUGUUUCGAUGGUGUGAGUAUGUCAAACUUUAAUGAUCUACAGAGACUUCACAAGCAUCUCAUUGAACAAAUGGAUAUUGAUAUAAGACCAGUAAUUAACCAAUCUGAUACCCUACAUGUCGAUGUAGUGCCAGUUCUAACACAUUUACAUGGACUUGAUGAGAAAAAUCAAGUUCUUACUUCAACUUUCGCCAUGCAACUUUCAUGGAAGUAUGAAACUUUCACAUGGAAUUCUUCUGAGUUUGGAGAAGCAGACAGUUUUAUUAUUUCUGCAGGAAGUGUAUGGACACCUGAUGUUACCUAUCAAAAUGCCUACAGAGAAAACAUAGGGGUUGAUAAAAGAACAGGAUCGAAAGUUACAAUAAAAAAUGAAGGCAUGGCAGUAUGGAACACAGGUGCCAAUCUUCAGACAGGCUGUAACGUGGACAUAAAAAAAUAUCCUUUUGAUACACAAAUAUGUAAAAUCAUUUUGGGUAAAACAACCUAUUCAGACUCGCAAGAAAGUUUGAGAUCUGUAAAAAAUAAAAUGGCGAUACAAAUGACAGAGGAAAACAAUGAAUGGCUGAUUGUAGACACAAAUAUCAAAUACAUAACUCGCCGGCCUUAUCUGACUUACAUAGAAAUACAGAUUAUACUGGAAAGGAGGUAUCUAUAUUAUGUACUAAAUGUAAUAAUACCAGUAGUUAUGCUGUCUAUGAUGAAUGUUUUCACUUUCAAGUUACCAUCAUCUUGUGGUGAAAGGAUAGGCUACAAUAUCUCCUUACUGUUGACCUACGUAGUUCUUUUAAACAUGAUCAGUGAUUCAGUACCACGAGUGUCUAAAUAUGUAUCAUACAUUCAACUGUACAUUGUUACACAGUUUUCUAUGGCUAUCAUCAUCUCGAUUUUAUCUAUCACUGUUGUCCGAAUGGAGAAUGACAAGUAUCAAACAAAAGUACCGCAAUUUGUGUCACUCUUAUUCAGAAAGUUCUUAAGAUGCAGUAAAAAUGUAAGGCAGGUUGAUGUGACAAAUGAAGAAAAAGAUGGAGGCUUGCAGUUAGAAGGACAAAAAGAUCUUGAUAUUGGAGAUAGGACAGGAACAGUGAUGAAGGAAACAGUAAGCAGCAAGAAUCCGACUUUGGUACAGUUUCUAGACAGUAUCUGUUUUUGGACCUUUAUGACUUUCUUUGUUACUUCAACAACUGUAUGUAUGUUAGUUAUGAUUCUGUAA
Molecule: messenger RNA, 1263 nt
Organism: Ruditapes philippinarum (Manila clam)
Lineage: Eukaryota; Metazoa; Mollusca; Bivalvia; Venerida; Veneridae
Product: neuronal acetylcholine receptor subunit alpha-6-like
Exons: 1
Coding region: 1-1263 (420 amino acids)
Biological process (GO): regulation of membrane potential; monoatomic ion transmembrane transport; chemical synaptic transmission
Cellular component (GO): membrane; synapse; neuron projection
Molecular function (GO): transmembrane signaling receptor activity; extracellular ligand-gated monoatomic ion channel activity; neurotransmitter receptor activity
Source: RefSeq, a predicted model, not a curated record